UCGAUUGAUUUGAUUUGAUUUGGAAUGCGACGUCCAUUUGUAUUGUGUGUUAAUUUAUCGCAGAAAUAAUUAUUUAUUAUUUUAGUCAGUUAUUUGAAGAUUUGCGUAUAUUAUUUUAGCGGUUUGAAUUCAUCGAAUUGGUUAUUCAAAGUACCAAAAUCGCAAUCCAUCCAACUCCAACGGUUACUAGCGUAAUUGGGAUUUUUUCAUGUUACAAGGUGUGUGAUUGGCUAAUCUUGUUGUGUAAAAAUUAACUUGUAUAAUUUCUGCUGUGUGGGACGUUGCGCCGAGCUAGGACCGCUGAAAAUAUGAAUGGUAAAGUUGUUAGAAGCCUCGACGAUCAUAAUGCUCACCUCCAUCGAGAACCUGACCAGUCACAUUAACGUUGUUGCCAGCAAUACGAUCAAGAGCACCGCCGAUCUGAGCUCAGUGGCCAAAGCGUACCUGAUAUGCCAUCCGAAUUCGCACAGCUUCGCCGACCGUACGUUGGUGCUCGAUAAGCCGGUGAAAAUCGGCCGAUCUGUCGGCCACAAUAAAACUUCGGCCAACAAUGGCAUCUUCGACUGCAAAGUACUGUCUCGUAACCACGCGCUGUUGUGGUUCGAAGAUGGUAAAUUUCUGCUCAAAGACACGCGAAGCAGCAACGGUACUUUCGUGAACACCGAACGGCUGAGUAAAUCAUGCGAAGAGUCGCAGCCUCGCGAAGUAUUCAGCGGCGAUACGGUACAGUUCGGCGUCGACGUCGUAGAAAAUUCUCGCAACUUGACGCACGGUUGCGUGAUCGCAACGUUGAGGCUGUUUUUACCCAAUGGUCGCGAAGCUAAACCGUUACCUAGUAUAUUCACAUCCGGUGCCGGCGGUGACCGGAGUAAGGUAACGUUGGAGGAUCUCUACUUGCUGAAUCAAUACCUGCAAGAAUCUCUGCAACGCGAGAAAAUGCUCGAAAACAAGUUAUCCGCCUUACAAACGCUGGUGAAAACGUUACGCGACAGCACCGAGCUUAGUUGGAAGGCUUUGAUAUCGAAUAACAGCCUUCUAUCGCGAGUCGAGCUGCUCGAGGUGCAGUUAAAAUGCUAUUCGAAGAAGUUCGCCGAAGAUACGCUUCGCGAAGAGCUGCGUGCGCUGCAAGAAGACAAAAGCGCUUACGAAGGCGUGGUCAAAGAGUAUUUCCAAAAAAUACUCGACGAAAAGCUGGAAGCGGCGCAGCAGUACCAAGACCUGACUCGAGCUUUGGCCAACAUGAAGACCGAAUUCGCCAACACGCAGCUGCUGCUCACCAACAGUCAGAACGAACUCAGAGAGCUGGCGUUGAAGAACACUUGCCAAGAGAAGUCCAUCGAAGAACUCGAACUGAAAUUACACGACGCCGAACACAAAGCCAAACACAACGAACAAAAAGCUCUGGACGAGAAUACCGCGUUGUACGCUCAACUCGAUAAACUCACCGUUAACGAGAAAGUCCUACAGCAGACGAUACAGGAGCUAGAAACGCACGGCGAUUACGCUCAUAAACAAGUGAUGUCGUUACAGAACCAAGUGGAACAGCUGCAGAAACACCACAGCGACGUAUUAUGCGAAUUAGUCGAUCCUACCGUCAUCAAGGAUAAAAUAACGGACGAGAAUCUGGUCAGGUCGUGGAUAUCGAUUUAUACCGAAGCGUUACGUAAAUGCAAAGAGAAUACAGCCGCGUUGCGAAGCCGCGUUCAAGAUAUGCGACUUCAAAAAGCCCAGAAAGAAGAAGCCAUCGCCUCGCUCGAAGCCGAAGUGAACAAAUGCAUCGUCGAGUUGCAAAGCUACCGCAAAGAGCAACUCGAACUCGAAGAACAGAUUCUAGACCGUAAAAACGAGCUAGAAUUAACGAAACCGCAACCUCAGCACAUAUGGGACGAGUUGAACGAACAACACAACAACGAGAAAUGUAACGAAAACGACGCUAUAGACCUGCAAGAGAAGAAGAAACUACUCAACGUUAUCCAGCGCGACGUGAAAAUGACUGACGAGCAUUUCAAAGAGCUGGAGAAAGUAUUAAAGCUGUCCAAAGACGAACUGACUCAGUUAACUGUCGCGAACGCCAUCGAAGAAGAUAAACUAGAUCUGAGCGAGAAGCAGAUGUGCAGUUUGCAAAACGCAUUGGCCACUUUGCAAGGGCACGUGCGUACUUGUGGCGGCGGCAGCGGAGACAACAACACCAGCAACAGCAACAGCAACGACGAGACGUGCUAUCAAAACGAUCAAGUGUGCAUCGAAGACGUACAAAGCCUUAAAAAACAACUCAGCGAAGCUCACGAACUGGCCCAAGAGAAACAAAACGUUACCGUCAAGUUGAUGAGCCAUUUCGUUCAGUUCACGCAGCUAGUCAAUCAAAGGCUGAACGUCGUCGAUCGAACAGUAUCCCAGUUCUCUCAGAUCGGCGAAGCUGUCCAAUUUGCGGACGAAAUAAACGCCCUGAAAGCUCAAAGUGACCGAUUAAUCGAAGCGGUCGACGAUUUGCACAGCUUAUGCGAAAGAGUACAGUAUUAUAAAGAUCUGGUAGACGAAAACGACGCUUCGACGCCAGUUUCGCAGCAAUCCAAAGUUCUGCUGAUGGCGGACAACUUCGCCAGUGUUCCGAAUUCGUCGUCGCCGAAAUCGGACGAUUUCAUCGUAUUGCGAGAAAAGUUAUGCGCCAUUUCGUUAGAAAAGAAAGAGCUAGAGUCGCGACUGUCGCAACUGCAAGAACAAUACGAUUAUUUCAAAAGUUACCCGUAUUUCGAUAUUUACAUUAUUUUAGUCGUCGUUUUAAUCUGCGUCGGUAUUUUUAAUUUCGCUGAUAAACUUUCACUGGUAUUUGGCUCGUGAAAUCCAACUAUCGUUAGUCUUUCUCUCGUUUUUUUCUCUCUCUCUAUAAAUUCAAACCGAACGCUGCACCGAACAUACAAUACUUUACGUAGAUACUAUUUUUUUUAGCAAUGCGUUAGUAAUUUUUACUCUACCUGUGUAACAAGUACGUAAUAUUAUGGUCAUCCGUACGAAUGUGUUUUACGUCUUUUUUUCAUUCGGAUUUUAUUUUUUAGUAUCUUUUUAUUUAUUUAUUGUUUUUCCAUAUUAAUUUAUUUUCUAAGUUUAAGCUUUAAAUAUUUGUGUUCAACCUAGCUUGAAAAUUUUUUUAUACCGUAUUACCUUUUUUUUCUCAAUCAAUCUAUUACCGUUAUAUUGAUACAAAAAAAAAGGUGGUGAAUUAUCGAAACGAGUACUCGACGACGUUGAAAUUCAUUCAAUUUUUUUUACAUUAUCGAACGUUGAAAAAAAAAGCUAUAAAUGGGAGCGAGUAGGUAGUUGAUUGGUACUGACGAUAAUUACAAUUGAGAAAUUUUUGAAUUACGAGUAGGCCUAUAGUAUACUGGCAUUCGAGUCUUAUUACGACUACCUGCACGCUAUUUAUUUAAAGGAAAAAAAUCCGGCUUCGUUAUACGUUUCUUUUUAUAUUUUGACAUUUUGUUUGAUGUUUUUUUUCUUUCAUUUUUAUUUAUUUGAUUUUUUUUCGCGGAGUUCUGUGUAGAUCUUUGAUUAAUUGUAGGUAUUAAUUUCGAUACGUUCAAUAUUGUGACAGCUGCGACGAUGUAUGUAAUUGUGUUAUCAUGUGGGUUGAAAGUCGAUCGUCGUCGAGAGAUUAACUGUUUGUCGAAGUGGAAAUAUGAUGUUUUCGUUGCUGGAAUAUAAAACUUUUUCAAACGUAUCUCAUUUGAUAUUUUAUCGAUAUUAAACAACUGAACUGGUGCCUCGAAAAUAAAGUGUUUUAAUAAACAGA
This is a messenger RNA of Planococcus citri (citrus mealybug), 3787 nucleotides long. RefSeq names its product RNA-binding protein lark-like. The coding region runs from base 313 to 2838 and encodes 841 amino acids. Gene Ontology annotation, cellular component: nucleus. The record is from RefSeq and is a predicted model, not a curated record. Lineage: Eukaryota; Metazoa; Arthropoda; Insecta; Hemiptera; Pseudococcidae. The transcript is spliced from 2 exons. Gene Ontology annotation, molecular function: protein binding; mRNA binding; zinc ion binding.